GAAAAAAUAAUUUUCUUGUUUAUGGAUUUUUUUUACAAAAUAUUUAAUAACUGAAAGAAUAUCUUUAUCAUAACGUUCAUAAAUAAAAAAUCUUGUUAUAUAUUUAAUAAGAAAUUGAACACGUCAACAUGUGUGUUGUAAUAGAUUUAGAUGUCGUAUGCCUGAUUUGUUUACAACCCAAUAAAGAGAUGCAUCCCAUCUUCAACACAGAUGUGGAAUCUUCUGAACUGCAAAUUGCCCAGAAAAUAUCCAUACUAUCAGAGCUGAAAAUCGAUCAGAAUAAUGAAACACUACCUAGUAAGAUUUGUAGCAAAUGUUUGCAAGACUUAAAAGCCGCCUGGCGUUUCCGAAAAAACUGCCAAGCGGCCGUGACCAUAUUCCAGACAAUAGUCAAAUUGGACGAUGUACAGCCACGGCCAGAAGAUAGUGCUAGCAAGGAAUUGGCUGAACAACAAAUCAAGGUGCCGCAGGGUUUACAAAUAAAACGUAUUAAUAACGAUAAUGAAGGUGAGGAUGAUAAAAAACCUGGGGAAUCUUUGAUAGACAAGAAAACCGUUGCCGUGGAAGAAUUUGUGCUUAGCAAUGACAAAGAAAGUUCCACGUUAUACGAAGAGCUAGCACCUCAGGAUUAUAUUCAAAGUCAGGAUAAUCAUCCCGAGGAGUUUCAGGCGAUGCAAAAUGAAAUAAAGGAUGCAAGUAAAGUUGAGGAGGAGGAGGUGGAAUUUAAUGAAAAUGAGGAGGAGGUUGAACAUGAAGAUGAGGAUAGUAUUUUUGUGGAAUAUUAUUUAAACGAGGAUGCAUUAGCAGAUGAAAGCACAAUUAAAAUCGUUAACAAAAAUUCUUCUAAAGCGAAAUCUAAUAUGGAAGAAAAACUACUCCGGGUUAGAAAACAGUCCCCUGAUAUGGAGGAAAAACAGACGAAAAAACGAACAGAGUAUUUAGAAAAGGUUAAUAAAUUACAACCAAGAGGCCGCACAAGAGCACAAAAUGUACAAAAAGUUGUAGCUAAAAGUAGUCAGGCUUCUCAAAGAAAUUCAGUUGUUAUAGAUGACACCAAUAGCUCUGAGGAGUCUAUAAUACCAGUGCAGCCACAAGUGAGACAGGUAAAAACACGUAAACGUAAAUCAAUAUCCCCCGAAACAAAAACUCCAAAAAUCUGUGAGCUAUGUGGCAAUUCGUAUCGUUUUCAACAUGCAUUAAAUGCUCACAUGCGACGUCACUACAAUGAAAAGCCAUUCCCUUGUGAUUUCUGCGACAAAGCGUUCGUUUCCAAUGUCGAACUCAGACGUCAUAUGCGUGUUCAUACCGGCCAAAAACCUUACGCAUGUCAAUAUUGUGAACGACGUUUCUCCGACUUUGGAUCACGCAUCAAACACGAACGCACCCAUACCGGAGAACGGCCCUAUCACUGCAUUACGUGUGGCAAAUCGUUUGCCUAUCCUCAUGUUCUUUCCGUUCACAUACUUACCCAUACGGGAGAGAAAAGAUUUCGUUGCGAUUAUUGCAGUAAAGGAUUUACGAAAAAAGCUUAUCUGUUGUCACAUGUCGAACAACAUCACAGUGGUCCCACUGAAUUCCAGGUUGUUAUCGACGAUACCAGAGAUAGCAGUCAAAAUCAGGCGGAUGCCACGAAAUCUGAGACAUUCGAGGAGUGUAUUUAUACUACAGAAAUCGUGAAUGAAGCGGAAAUGGAGGAAUGUGAUGAGGAAUAUGAAGAUGAUGAUGUUAAUCAAGAGCCUGACGAAAUUAUUAUAACACAAUCACAUAUGCAGACAAAAUUGGAAUCUAAUGAUGACUCAGAAAUACAUGAUAUUGUAGAAGUGGAGUCAGAUGAAGAAUACACAAUAAGAGAGCGAUAAAUUUAGCGUUUUAAUUUAUCUAAAAUUCUUUUUUCAUUAUUCCUUUGAUUGUUUUUUGAGAAAAUGUAAUGGAAAUGAGAAUUUACAAUAAAAAGUUAAGGAGAAAUAGUGUUUGAAAACAA
Molecule: messenger RNA, 1981 nt
Organism: Calliphora vicina (urban bluebottle blowfly)
Lineage: Eukaryota; Metazoa; Arthropoda; Insecta; Diptera; Calliphoridae
Product: zinc finger protein 37
Exons: 1
Coding region: 129-1859 (576 amino acids)
Biological process (GO): regulation of transcription by RNA polymerase II
Cellular component (GO): nucleus
Molecular function (GO): zinc ion binding; DNA-binding transcription factor activity, RNA polymerase II-specific
Source: RefSeq, a predicted model, not a curated record